GCGCAUGGCGCAGUGACGAUAUCAGCGAGUUUAUAUUCGCGCGGCCCAGAAAGCGGAGGCCUCUGCGGCCCCGUCCUCGGAGACACGCGGCUUUUCCCCGCGCUAGCCAUGGCCGACUACCUGAUUAGCGGGGGCACGUCUUACGUGCCGGACGACGGGCUUACGGCACAGCAGCUGUUCAACUGCGGGGACGGCCUCACCUACAAUGACUUUCUCAUUCUCCCCGGGUACAUCGACUUCACAGCAGACCAAGUGGACCUGACCUCUGCUCUGACUAAAAAGAUCACUCUGAAGACCCCACUGGUUUCCUCACCCAUGGACACAGUCACAGAGGCUGGGAUGGCCAUAGCAAUGGCGCUUACGGGUGGUAUUGGCUUCAUUCAUCACAAUUGUACACCAGAAUUCCAGGCCAAUGAAGUUCGGAAAGUGAAGAAAUAUGAGCAGGGAUUCAUCACAGACCCUGUGGUCCUCAGUCCCAGGGAUCGCGUGAGGGAUGUCUUUGAAGCCAAGGCCCGGCAUGGCUUCUGUGGUAUCCCCAUCACUGACACAGGCCGGAUGGGAAGCCACCUGGUGGGCAUCAUCUCCUCAAGGGACAUUGAUUUUCUCAAGGAGGAGGAACAUGACCGGCUUUUGGGAGAGAUCAUGACAAAGAGGGAAGACUUGGUGGUAGCCCCUGCAGGCAUCACAUUGAAGGAAGCAAAUGAAAUUCUGCAGCGUAGCAAGAAGGGAAAGUUACCCAUUGUAAAUGAAAAUGAUGAACUGGUGGCCAUCAUUGCCCGGACAGACCUGAAGAAAAACCGAGAUUACCCACUGGCCUCCAAAGAUGCCAAGAAGCAGCUGCUGUGUGGAGCAGCCAUUGGCACUCAUGAGGAUGACAAGUAUCGGCUGGACUUGCUGUCCCAGGCUGGUGUGGACGUAGUGGUUUUGGACUCUUCCCAGGGAAACUCCAUCUUCCAGAUGAACAUGAUCAAGUACAUCAAAGAGAAAUACCCCAGUCUCCAAGUCAUUGGAGGCAAUGUGGUGACGGCUGCUCAGGCCAAGAACCUCAUUGAUGCUGGUGUAGAUGCCCUGCGGGUGGGAAUGGGCAGCGGCUCCAUCUGCAUCACUCAGGAAGUGCUGGCCUGUGGGCGGCCCCAAGCAACAGCUGUUUACAAGGUGUCAGAAUAUGCGCGGCGUUUUGGUGUUCCUGUCAUCGCUGACGGAGGAAUCCAAAAUGUGGGCCAUAUUGCCAAAGCUUUGGCCCUUGGAGCUUCCACAGUUAUGAUGGGCUCCCUCCUGGCUGCUACCACUGAGGCCCCUGGCGAGUACUUCUUCUCUGAUGGAAUCCGGCUAAAGAAAUACCGUGGUAUGGGUUCUCUCGAUGCCAUGGACAAGCAUCUCAGCAGCCAGAACCGAUAUUUCAGUGAAGCAGACAAAAUCAAGGUGGCCCAGGGGGUGUCUGGGGCUGUUCAGGAUAAAGGAUCCAUCCACAAAUUUGUUCCCUACUUGAUUGCUGGCAUCCAGCACUCCUGCCAGGAUAUUGGUGCCAAGAGUCUGACCCAAGUCCGAGCCAUGAUGUAUUCUGGGGAGCUCAAGUUUGAGAAGAGAACAUCCUCAGCCCAGGUGGAAGGUGGUGUCCACAGCCUCCAUUCGUAUGAGAAGCGUCUUUUCUGAAAAGGGAUUAUACAGCAUACCCCGUCGAUUUUUCAAUAAAAGUUUGAAAAAAAGUGAUGCCUGAUCUUUGAGGUCA
Molecule: messenger RNA, 1729 nt
Organism: Dama dama (fallow deer)
Lineage: Eukaryota; Metazoa; Chordata; Mammalia; Artiodactyla; Cervidae
Gene: IMPDH2
Product: inosine monophosphate dehydrogenase 2
Exons: 14
Coding region: 109-1653 (514 amino acids)
Biological process (GO): GTP biosynthetic process
Cellular component (GO): cytoplasm
Molecular function (GO): IMP dehydrogenase activity
Source: RefSeq, a predicted model, not a curated record